Messenger RNA from Batrachochytrium dendrobatidis JAM81, 1062 nucleotides. RefSeq lists its product as uncharacterized. The transcript has a single exon. The record is from RefSeq and is a predicted model, not a curated record. Lineage: Eukaryota; Fungi; Chytridiomycota; Chytridiomycetes; Rhizophydiales. Bases 1 to 1062 code for a protein of 353 amino acids.
AUGAAACUACCAAUCGCCGUACUGUCAUCGAUCCUGCUUGUUUGUUCAGUCACUACAGCCAAUCCAAUCCAUCCCAGUGCAGCUGCAGAUGCUGAAUUUGUCUCUUUGACAGAUAUUCCCAGUGCAACUACAGAUGCCGAAUCUAGUUUCUUGACAGUUGUUCCCAGUUCGACUACAGAUGCUGAAUCUAGUUUCUCGACAGCUAUUCCCAGUUUGACUACAAGUACCGAGUUUAAUCCCUCUGCAACUCCUAAUGCAAACGGCAUAGACUUGGGUAGUCUUGAUUCACUUCCAGUUAACAUCCAAGAUUUGCUCAAAGAAUAUUCAAAAAGACGAAAUGAUUAUCGUAAACAUAAAAAAGAAUGCAGACUGAUAGAUCUUAUACAUAGUAAUCAACAAAGCAUGAUAACUUAUACGGAGCAAAAGAUCAAGGACCUCAAGCGUAAAAAUUUAAAAGGCAUGCUUAAGCUAAAAACCAGCAAUGGUAAUGAUCAACUGAAGGAGCUUAAACUUGAACUUCAAGAAGGAUAUUCCAAACUUGAAGAUCUUGAAGAUAAGAAAAGAGCAUGCAAAUACAAGUCUACUAGUCUCGAGUAUGAAUUGAAACUCGUCAAAGUAGCUCUUGUGGAGAACAUUUCCGGAAAACGUUUCAAUCAUGAAUUAUUUGAUAAGCAAGUUUCGUCUGUCUUCUCACAUCCUCUCGUUAAACAAUACCUUGAAGGACUAUGUGGUGGUGAACAAUCAUCAGCAUGCAGUGAUGAUUCUGAUCAAGAUCCUAAUGGUGGCAAUUUUGAAGAGAUUAGUGAUGAAGAACUUGGUGAUGAACAGCAAGAAAAUCAAAAUCCACAACCACAGCCUGGAUCUCGCUUCUUUGGGCAGAGACUUGCUUUCUUUGGACAUGAAGCUCCCACCUUUAGGCAGAGAGCUUCCACGUUUAGACAGAGAGCUUCUAACUUUGGACAUAGAGCUUACUCUGGUGUGCGUAAUGUUGUCUCCAGACUUGGUGAUAGGAUUAGAUCGCUUGUCGAACAACUCAGAUGUGGCAAUCGAUUCGAAUGUUAA